UUGGCCGACAAUGUUUUUACAUUUCUGGUCUUAGAAAACCGAGACGACAAUUGGUGUUUCUCCAAAUGUCUGAGUCUCUCUCCUUCUCCAGUCCUCGCUCCGAGGUUCUAGCCGAGGUUCUAGCGUGAAGGUGGUGGGUGUGGUUUAUUUAGAUACCUUAAUUAAUUAAUUAAUUAAUUGACCUACCUUCCAGAAAUGAAGUAUGGCCAGUGAUCUAAAGACAUAUAUUAGGAUUAGGUCUAAAGCUCAGGCUAAAUGGCUUAGGUUUCAUGGUUACUUUUGCUGCGGGCCCAGCCUUAAAGCAAUAGUCACUCCAUGGUGUCCUUUCAUACCACAAGAUGCCCCACCUCCACACUCAGUGCCUUACAUGCAAAUGCACUUGAUGAAAGAGUCUAGAAGUGAUACUGUUGAUGGCAUAUAUCAGAUAUACAAGGAUAGAGAUAAACUUGAAGUUCUCUUCAUUAUUGCUAGAGAGGAGCAACAGCAGCUAUUCUCACCUCCAGAUCUUCGUUUUAGGAUUAUAUACAUUUCAAGGAGACAUAAGAAAGAUGUAAUGGAACUGGCAGAGAAGGGAUGUGAUCUCGAAGCUACACUUAAUAUCACUGAGUCUAAAAGUGAACUUGGUGAAGCUUUACUUCCUAAAGAGUCAGAGAUAUAUACUGCUUUACUUCAUGCUGUGCAUUAUGUUAUUGAGAACCGUGUUACUGUGUCAUUGGCUUCAGGAAUUCCUGAAAUUUGUCCCGACGAUAAGAGACUCCUUUCCUUUCUUUUGAAAUGUCUCAAUUAUCAGUAUAUAGAGGAGCAUGUCAAUCUAAAAGCAUUAUAUUCCAGUGUAGACCAUAUUUUUCACCUCUUGCAGCAGCCAAUCCACUUUGAUUACAUGUUUCCUAAGGACUUCAUCUUUUAUAUUGCCUUUGCUUAUACCAACUAUACCAAUGAAUCCGUAGAGAAAAGUGCUCAUGUAGUUAUGCUUCAGUAUCUGCAUAAAUUAAAAAAUGUUCCGAUAGAGACUGUAGCAGAGCAAGUGACAUACUUUUUAACACUUGGAGAUUUUUUAGUUAACAUGGGUGGUAUAAACAAUGUAUGUAGUGUUUUUGACCACACCGUAAAAUCAUUUUUAAAGCAUUGUGAAUUGUAUGUGAAAGCAGGAGGAGUUUCUGAAUUGUUUCAUGUGGCUCUUUUAUCAAUAUCUAUUGCUGUCAAGAUUAAUAAUGCUGAUAAACUAAAAUCAACAAAAAAGUAUAAUGAUAUUUGGAACAAGCGAUUGACUGAGUAUUACAAGUCUGGUUUCAAUCAGGUUGAGUUGCGUUGCCUAGAGGAAGGAUUGAAAGCAAUGACAAUAAUACUGGAAGGCUCUCCACAUUUAAUGGCUGGAUGGAAAGAUUUUUAUGUCAUUUUUUCUAGCAAAGUUCACACUUUGGAAACCAUGAAAGAAUUUAUUACUCAAAGUGUGAAGUAUCUGAUAAGAUCAGGAGAAGAUGUUUCGUUUAGAAUAGAUUUUCUGCAGCCAUUGACAUAUAUGUGCUCGAAUGCUUCACGCAAGAAAAAGAUGGCAAGUCAUUUUAGUGUUGAUGCUAAUAAUGUAAUAAAUGAAGGAAAAGAAUUUUUAGCAUGCCUGAUUUCGUUAAUUGAUGAGCAAAAGUGGAAUGGAUAUGACUACUAUAUGAUACUUGAGAGUUGGAUGAGAAUCAUUUUUAAUCUAAUCGAUCUAUCAGAACAAUUACAUAAAUCUCAGUUAUUGCAAUGGAUACGUGAGGGACAGAUCAAUUCAAGCUACUUUGACUAUGAAUAUAGUUUUAACAAAAAAUUGGAAGAUUUCCUGUUAAGGUCUCAAAAUUUGUCAGCCGAAUCAUUAGUUAGCAUUUUAAGUGCAGUAUCAAGUAAACAUUUUGACAAUGCUAAGGUUAUUAUUCAUUUUCAAGAUAAUUUAUGCAUUCAGUAUUAUUCAUAAUAACCUGA
Messenger RNA from Amphimedon queenslandica, 1959 nucleotides. RefSeq lists its product as uncharacterized. The transcript has 11 exons. The coding region runs from base 203 to 1951 and encodes 582 amino acids. NCBI's taxonomy places the organism in Eukaryota, Metazoa, Porifera, Demospongiae, Haplosclerida, Niphatidae. The record is from RefSeq and is a predicted model, not a curated record.